AUGUUUCACAAAAAGCAUUCAAUAAAAGAGGUGAGUGCAGUUGGUAAGAAAGAGGCCAAAAAGCUUAGAGAAGGUGUCGUGGGCCUCUUGGAAAAUGAGCACUCAGAGUGCGUGGAAUCCUUCUGGAAAAAAAACGAUACUCUAACUCGUAUCACGUGGGAUUUUUCGACUGGUGGCAGUGCAGCGUUUUAUGUGGUGAAUGAAGUUCCAUUGGCUAUAUCCACUUGUUUGCCUGAUGACGCACACGGUGCCAAUUCAAAAGGCGAGAUGAUUUUAGCUCCGACAUUAUUUUUCUUCCUGAUGGUACGGAACUACUACAAAGGAGAGGAUGUGGACAUUGCCACUUUGUAUGGCCCAAGCGUUUGGUGCCGGGGCCCGACUUCGCAGUUUAUUCUUUCGGGGGCUCAUCUCAUGAUACCUGGAGUUGUCAAUGUCGGUCUGCGAGACGAAAAACCGCUACGCACUGGACAGCUGGUUUUCGUUUAUUCCCUGGGGACGGUUUGGCCUUACGCUAUUGGGCUCUCAACAGACGAGCUUGUGAACGGUUCUGAGAGAGGCAGAGCUGUGUACGUACUUCACUCUUAUAGAGAUUCCUUGUGGGAUUCUUACUACACAUUGUAUAAUGCAAAAUGUGGAUCUUUGUGUUCUUCUCUUCCAUCAAUGUUUCGAAGCACAGAUGUUGCUGAAGGAGAAAUCCAAAAAAUAAACCUGUUGUGUGAUGACUCAAUGGGAGAAGAGCUUGAGAAAAAAGAACCAAUCGAGGAUUUUGAGACACCAGAAGAAGGGACUUCCCAUACAGAAAACGAUAUUCUCAAAUCUGUAAUGGAGGAUCUUGCAGAAGAAGAUGGUGUUCUAGAUUUUGCACUGUGCGAAGCGGUAAAGGGUCUCUCUCAGUCCAUGCUUCCCAUACCUCUGACUGAGUUUUCACCGCUUUUACUUUCAAAUUAUCCCAGGGUACUAGGUGCUGAUAUGCAUAUUGAUUUCAAACGAACGAAGUACAAAAAGCUCCUUACAUAUCUUUUUUCGAGGGCUGAUGUGGUUUCUGUUUCCGAAGAAAAAAAAGGAAAUCACUCCUUAACUCGAAUUAAUAAAACUAGCGAGCUGCUUAGACAGCAUCGGCGAAAGUUUGCCGAUUUCUUGUGUCAGGUUCAUGAACCUGCAAAGGAGGAAGAGAUGCUGGAAGCUGAACAACAGGUGUUCCGAGAGAGUGGAAAGGGUGUUUUUAAGCGCCGUAUUGUGUCAAUCGAGACCCUUUUUUCACCUCGAAAUGGGGAGCCCCUUGAAUUGAAAAGAAUUCUUUGUACAGGUAUCUUUCCUGGGCAUCCAGGUGGGAAUGCGCAAGAAGAGAAUGUUGCUCAAUGUGUUGCAGCUGGAUUCAUUGAUGACGAUGAUACAUUUUUAGAUGAGCUAUACUCCCGCAAGCACUUGUGUGAUAAUCUUCGCAGCUACGUUCAGUCACGCGGGCUUUUUCAAUUGGGAGUAAAAAGUGAAGGUGCACCAUUUGUUCGAUUGAAAGAAGCUCUUUCAGUUCUUGUCAAAAAUUCGGUCGAGCUCUUGCGCAUUACAACCAUUGAAGAUACUGUUUUCCAGAAUAUGUUUACGCCCGUUCAUCAAAUCACUAUGGAGACUAAUCAGAUUCUUAAUGGUGCUUCGGCGUCAAAGUCUGUCAUCACCCGAGCAAUAAAAAAGGGAAAAUUACCCAAAGUUUUGAUGCAUACCGAAAAGCGUGUAGGAAAUAAAAUAGUUACGGUGGUGAGAGGCUUGGAUACGUAUGGUUUUGAUCUCAUCUCUUUGGUGAGUGAAUGGAAGCAUCGGUUUUCUACAUUUUGUACGAUACAUGACCCCUCUAAGGAAAUGCAGAGAGUCAAACAAGGGACAAAAAUUUCUUUGGAAGUUCAACUCGGUGGGGAUUGGCUUUCUAAACUAAAGGUAGUUUUGGAGAAAGAUAUGGGUCUUCCACAAUACCUUAUAGAUAUACAUGGUAAAUAA
Molecule: messenger RNA, 1989 nt
Organism: Trypanosoma grayi
Lineage: Eukaryota; Euglenozoa; Kinetoplastea; Trypanosomatida; Trypanosomatidae
Product: translation initiation factor 2D
Exons: 1
Coding region: 1-1989 (662 amino acids)
Biological process (GO): formation of translation preinitiation complex; translational initiation
Molecular function (GO): translation initiation factor activity
Source: RefSeq, a predicted model, not a curated record